Messenger RNA from Nylanderia fulva, 2629 nucleotides. Its product is annotated as Bardet-Biedl syndrome 9. Lineage: Eukaryota; Metazoa; Arthropoda; Insecta; Hymenoptera; Formicidae. The record is from RefSeq and is a predicted model, not a curated record. Gene Ontology annotation, biological process: cilium assembly. Gene Ontology annotation, cellular component: BBSome; membrane.
GCCCCGGUCAGUCGUAAAUAAAUGCACUUUCGUGAGCCGCGAUGCCGAAAUCUUGAACUCGACCCUGGGAAAUGUCAUUAUUUAAGACGAAAGAAUGGUGGAGAACGCAGUGCGGAGUGAACGAGUCCUUCGACGGUCGCAACCUGCUCGUCGCGCCAUUUUUCGGAGCCGACCUGAAAGACAUUGUCAUCGUUGGCAGCCACAGCGGAUUUCUACGGAUAUACAGCCCGUCAUCGCAAUGGAUAGAGGAGACGAAAUUGCCGAGUGGCUACAAAUCCACGGACCUGAUCAUCGAGUCGCAAAUCGGCGACUGCAUCGUCGAUAUGAAGACGGGAAAAUUCGUCUCAGGUUCACAAGAUACUCGACUCGCGAUUUUGACAUCAACAAAACUCAUCAUUUACAGCAUUGUUUUGAACCAAGGUUCCGUCGAGCAUGGCGAUCGUUGCGAUCUGGAAGCCGUUUACGAGCAUUUGCUGCCGCGAUUUCCGGCGUCUUUGACGACGGGCCCGUUCGGUGGCGUGCGAGGUCGCGACUUCCUCUGCGUCCAGUGCCUGGACAGUACGCUUCUCUUUUACGAACAGGAGACUCCCACCUUCAGCCUGGUUCUCGGGAAUCGGCUGCUGCCGGAGCCGAUUGUCUACGUUUCGCGGAACGACGUCUUCGUGACGUCGAGCUCCUCGUGGAACCUCGAAUGCUACAGAUAUAAGAGCAUGGCAGAAUUCGGAAGCAAGGAUGACCGUUCGGAAGGACCGAAAAACCUGGAGCCGGACUGGAGUUACAAUAUCGGGGAAGCCGUUCUCGAUAUCGAUACCGUUACCUUGAGCAGUUUCGAGGUUGCGAUUCUUGUGCUCGGCGAAAAGAAUCUCUACUGUUUAAAGGACAAUUGCGUUUCCCUGAAGUACGCGAAGAGGCUCGAGUACAAGGCUCUCUGCUUUCAAGCCUACGUAAUAGAACCGGAUGGCAAGUUGAUGGUGCUUGUAAUCGCUGACACGAGCACCCUGAUGAUUUACGAGGGUACGACUCUUAAGUGGUCAGCUCAGCUGCCUCUUACUCCAGUCGCCGUAACUCGAGCGCAUUUUCAGCACUUAGACGGAGUGAUCGUCGUCCUCUCCGAAGAGGGCCAGCUGGAGGCUUGCUACUUGGGCUCGGAGCCGUCCUUAUUUAUCGCGCCUCCUCUUCAUCGACGUGGUUACGAUUACGUGGCCGCCGAAGAUGAACUCAUGGACCUCCGCAAGCUGGCAAAGAGAAAUAAGACUUCCGGCAAUCAACUGACCGACGUCACCAUGGACGCCGAGCUGAUAAUAUCUGUGACCGUGUCUCUGGAUCUGGAACCCUCCUUGCGCGGAAACCGGGAUGACUCUAAGGACGACGCGGCGGAGAGUCGUAAUUUAAUGUGCAGAAUCACCGUGGAAUUAUCCACGUACACGACGUUACGCGACGUUCAGGUGUGCGUGAACGUCUCGAAGCCGUUCGUCGCCGAGAAAGAUUGCCACGUUAUUUCCAAUCUUUGUGACCGGCACGUUUUCCACACGAAGAUCUACGGAAGCGCGGAUCUGCCGGCGUUAUCGUCAGACGUGAGAAUCACAGCGAGCUACGAGACGGCGGAACGUGGGAGCCUGCGCGUGCUUCAAAAGACGGCCCAAUUGCCCAUGAAGAUGAUGCUGAGGUCCUGCCCGCCCGAGAACACGUCCACCUUCACGGCGACCAUCAAGUGCAGCGAGCCCCUCGUCGCUUUUAACCAGCUGUUUCCCGAGUUUACAGGAGACACGCAGAGGCAAAAUUGGAAUGCGCUCGGCUUGCAACACGUGCAAACUAAUAGCGUGGUGACCAUCAUUUCCGGUUCUACCAGCAACCGAUAUCGAGUGCAAUCGAACGAUGGACUCGCGAUGACCUUGGUGAUUCAGCAGUUGGUGAAUAGACUCAAAGACAAGGCCACCGGAAACUUUACGACCACCAUCGCGCAAAACCACAUACAGCUGGUCCAAUCUCAGAUGGAGGCUCACUUUCGCAGCCGCCAAGAGGCUGAUAGAAUCGCGAACGAGAUCGGGCUGCUAUCGACCCAGUUGAGAAACAUCGAGAGGAGGUUGCUGCGCGCCAUGAGGGAGCGAAACACCCGAUCUCUGGCCACGACCGGGCUGCCGUUCCUCUUGGAAUCGACCUAUCGCGCGAUCUUCGCGCUUCUGGAUGAUCUCGCGAUCGCACGAGCGGAACGAGAACGCACCGGCCACGGUCUGCGGUGUGCUGUGAGGUUACUGCUCCUGCUGUUGCGGCUCAAUGUAAACGAUGAUAAGUACACGAUGCUCGAAGCUGCGAUCGGAUUCGAGCCACAGCUGCGCGAUGAACUCGACUGGGAAGAGAUCGCCGACGUUAGUCUGAGCGCUUUUCUACGAUCUACGUCUAGAAAAUGCACCGGUCACCUAGCCGAGAUGAAACCUACAGUGUUGUCAAAGAUGACAUCCACCAGAGAAUUCGCAAAAUUAAAGAAGCGUCUGAUUCACGCGAUCGAACGUCUCGAUAGCUACCGUGAAUCUACCGAUAUUGCUGAAAAUGAACCAGAAGCUGGCGCUUCUUAAACAUCUUGUCACAUUCUAAUUUAUUAUUGUAAAUACUAUAAGUAAAAAAUAAAAAA